UCCAAUCAUUAUUUCACCAUUCCUAAAUGAAUUUUCAUCAUUCAGCAAUCGAAUAAUUUCACACUUUGCUUUGCCCACGUUCGGGGAAGCGAUCCGACCCCACCAAAGUUUUCAAAUUUCAGUCAAUCGAACCCUAAAAAAAAUUCUAACCAAACGAAACUGCACAAGCGAGUGUUCCACGAGGCUGAAGUUGGCUGCGUGAAAAAAUCAAGGACGACAAAACCAAUGGAAUCUCGGCUCAUUGACAGCCUUUGAAUCUGCUUUAACCGCAAAGAUCCAUCAAUGUUUUCGUACGAUAAACCGAAAUCAAGAAAUGCGCAAGAGGUCAAAGAGUCUGAUUACGGAUACGUGUUCGGAGUGUCGGGCCCGGUGGUGACAGCAGCGAAGAUGCGAGGUUCAGCGAUGUACGAACUGGUGAGAAUCGGUCACGCGAAGCUCGUUGGUGAGAUAAUACGAUUGGACGGCGAAAUGGCGACGAUUCAAGUCUACGAGGACACGAAUGGCCUGACGGUGGGCGACCCGAUUCUGCGAACCGGGACGCCGCUCUCGGUGGAAUUGGCGCCAGGAAUCCUGGGGAGUAUCUUCGACGGGAUCCAGCGUCCUCUGAAGGACAUUUCGGUGGCUUCCGGUUCGAUAUACAUACCGAACGGUGUCAAUAUGCCUUCGGUCUCCCGAGAAACUCGCUGGGAGUUCGUGCCGAAGAACAUGCGUCUGGGAAGUCCGCUGAUGGGUGGCGACAUAUUUGGGUUCGUUUACGAGAACACGCUGGUCAAACACUCGAUAGGUUUGCCCCCGAAAUCGUACGGCAGGCUCCUCUACGUGGCACCACCCGGCGAAUACACCGUCAACGACGUCGUCCUGGAAACCGAGUUCGACGGCAAGGUCACGGAGCACAGGAUGCUCCAAGUGUGGCCGGUGAGGCAGCCGAGACCGGUUGCCGAGAAGCUCCUAGCGAAACACCCGUUGCUGACGGGGCAGAGGGUCCUCGACGCCCUUUUUCCGUGCAUUCAAGGCGGCACGACCGCGAUACCGGGUGCCUUUGGUUGUGGCAAAACGGUCAUAUCCCAGGCGCUCUCAAAGUACUCCAAUUCCGAUGUGAUCGUUUACGUUGGAUGCGGAGAACGUGGCAACGAGAUGUCCGAAGUGCUGCGCGACUUUCCCGAGCUGUCCGUCGAGAUCGACGGCAAUCCCGAGUCGAUAAUGAAGCGCACCGUCCUCGUUGCGAACACUUCGAACAUGCCAGUCGCGGCUCGGGAAGCUUCCAUCUACACGGGAAUAACGAUCUCCGAGUACUUCCGCGACAUGGGAUACAACGUGUCGAUGAUGGCGGACUCGACCUCCAGGUGGGCCGAAGCUCUUCGCGAAAUCAGCGGCAGAUUGGGCGAGAUGCCGGCCGACUCGGGGUACCCUGCCUACUUGGGGGCUCGGCUGGCAAGCUUCUACGAGAGAGCUGGAAGGGUCCUUUGCUUGGGCAGCGAAAGACGAGAGGGCUCGGUCAGCAUAUUGGGCGCCGUUUCUCCACCCGGUGGCGACUUCUCGGACCCCGUUACCAGCGCGACUCUUGGCAUAACCCAGGUCUUCUGGGCCCUGGACAAAAAGCUCGCGCAGAGGAAGCACUUCCCGGCGAUAAACUGGCUCAUCAGCUACAGCAAGUACCACAAGAGCCUCGACGACUUCUACGAGCUCCAUUUCCCUGGCUUCGACGUCAUACGCGACCGAGCCAAAGGCAUCCUCCAGGAGGAGGAGGAACUCAACGAGAUCGUUCAGCUCGUCGGCCGCGGCUCGCUCUCCGAGUCCGACAAGAUCGUCCUCGAGUCCGCGAGGUUACUCAAAGACGAUUUCCUCCAGCAAAACAGCUACUCGGCCUACGACAGAUUUUGCCCUUUCUACAAAACCUACGGGAUGCUGAAAAACAUGGUGACGUUUCACGACCUCGCUACAAAAACCGUCAAGGCCGAGGCCUCCGGCGAUCACCAAAUCACGUGGGCCGCCCUUCGGGAUUCGAUGAGCGACAUUCUCUAUCAACUCGGCUACAUGAAGUUCAUGGAUCCCAUCAAAGAUGGCGAGGACAAAAUUACCCGGACUCUUGAUCAGCUCAACGAAGACAUGCAGCAGGCUUUUGCCUCGAUUUUGCCUUGAGAUUAUUUUGGCUCAUUUCUCGUUUGGUAAUUCUGCUACAACCGCCUGAGAAUUUCUAUGA
Venturia canescens is the source of this 2200-nucleotide messenger RNA. RefSeq names its product V-type proton ATPase catalytic subunit A-like. Gene Ontology annotation, cellular component: proton-transporting V-type ATPase, V1 domain; lysosomal membrane. The record is from RefSeq and is a predicted model, not a curated record. NCBI's taxonomy places the organism in Eukaryota, Metazoa, Arthropoda, Insecta, Hymenoptera, Ichneumonidae. Gene Ontology annotation, biological process: proton transmembrane transport; ATP metabolic process. The transcript has a single exon. Gene Ontology annotation, molecular function: ATP hydrolysis activity; proton-transporting ATPase activity, rotational mechanism; ATP binding. The coding region runs from base 283 to 2139 and encodes 618 amino acids.